AUGUUGAGGAAUUAUACAAAUUCGGAAAUCUGGCCGCGGCCCGCCGGGCCCGGCCUGUCAUUUAUAUAUGGAAUUGAGCGGACAUGUCGUGGUAAGCCAAGCGUAUUUAUGUUUGAUAGAUCAACUGGAAAGGUUGAGCCUGAAAGGUUCAAUACACAUGGAACCCCGGGCUACCCCGCAAAGCUAGGAUCAGGUGAAUCCGGCAUUGUGCUCAAGCUUUGGCAACAUUGUUGGCCAGACGGCUUGGCAAUGCGUUCGUGUGAGAAUUGGCAUGAAAGUAGGUGCAAUUACUGGCGCCAGAAAGAGAACCACGGCAAACCUAGACCAUCUAGAUCUAAGGCAAUGGGGUGUCAUAGAACUCCAUCACCAAACCAGAUUUCAGAGAAGUCGAAAUAUGAACUGCUAAAUCGGGCUUGGAAUUCACUCAACUACAAAGAAUUCCAAGAGAACAAACUUAAGUACAUAAAUUUCUUUUCAGGCAAUCCAAUCAGCAAGGUUUUGUAA
Messenger RNA from Lindgomyces ingoldianus, 504 nucleotides. RefSeq lists its product as uncharacterized. NCBI's taxonomy places the organism in Eukaryota, Fungi, Ascomycota, Dothideomycetes, Pleosporales, Lindgomycetaceae. The coding region runs from base 1 to 504 and encodes 167 amino acids. The record is from RefSeq and is a predicted model, not a curated record. The transcript is spliced from 5 exons.